AUGAUUUCUAACCUCGCCUCGUUCGUCAACAUCGGUGCAGGCGUCGGAGCAUUUCUGUCCUUCUUCCUCAACGACAAGAUUGGACGUCUUUGGUCGAUGCGCCUCUAUCAGACAAUUUAUGCUGCCGGGUCUUUGAUAUCUUGCUUUUCUUACGGAAAUCAUGGCGUCCUUUACGUCGGACGCAUCAUUGCCGGACUGGGAGUUGGUGCUUGCACGGUCGUGGGCCCAAUGUCCAUCGCUGAAAUGGCCCCAAAGAGCAUUCGAGGUCUGAUGACUUUAUGGUUCAAUGUCUGCAUGCUGGGAGGCCAGGCACUGGGCAUUUUUACAGUGUUUGGCUGCAGCACCAACAUUUCAUCGGAGCACAGCCUUCAGUACCAGAUUCCCUGGUUCGUUCAGACCUUUGUUCCCGCAAUCGCUGUCGGCUUGUCAUUCUUUUCAGUUGAGUCGCCGAGGUGGCUCGCCAUUCAGGGAAAGCAAAAGGAUGCCCUUGACGCUCUGGUGAAGCUCCGUGGUUUACCAGCUGAUCACUCAUACUUGGAGGAGGAGUAUGCCUUGAUCGAAACCCACUUGGAUGAUGAGAACCAGCAGUCAGGGGAUCAGGGCUAUUUGUCUAUUAUGAAAGAGACUUUUAUGGUACGGUCGAAUCUCCGCCGGGUGCAGUUGACUAUCGUUGCCUACAUACUUGCCCAAUUCUCCGGCGCCAACUCGGGUGCUGGUGCCAAAGUCUACUCUUCAGGCUUAUACGCCGUCGCGAAGAUGAUUUGUUGUCUUGUCGCCUCCCUUGUCUUUGUCGAUGUCCUCGGCAGACGAAAGUCUCUCAUGAUCGGCAUCACAAUUCAGGCUGCUUGUCACGCCUACCUCAGUGGCUAUCUGAAGUACUUUACCAAAGACCCAGACUCUGUGCCGAAAGGGGCAUCAGACGCUGCCAUCGGCAUCAUCUACAUCCACGCUCUUGGAUGGGCUAUGGGACUCUACACUUUACCGUACCUGUUCGGUGCGGAGCUUUGGCAUAAUCGUAUUAGAUCAUUUGGUGGUGCGCUGUCGCAAGGAUUUCACUGGUUGUUUUAUUUCGCCAUCACAAAAGCAACGCCGAGCAUCCUGAGUAGUAUGGACAUUUGGGGUGCGUUUUUAUUCUUUGUCGGAUGGUGCAUCCUUGCCUUCAUCUACACGCUCUUCUUCAUUCCUGAAACGAGUGGCUUGAGUUUGGAUGAAAUGGAUGCCAUUUUCGAGCGACCCAUGCACAAGAUGCGACAAGCAGCAUCUGGAAAGAGUGAGGAGGAGCGAAUCGGUAGGCGAGUCUCGGUUGAAAAGGAGGCAGUGGCCCAUCUUGAAAGAGACUAG
Messenger RNA from Colletotrichum aenigma, 1341 nucleotides. It is a transcript of the gene qutD-6, whose product is annotated as putative quinate permease. Lineage: Eukaryota; Fungi; Ascomycota; Sordariomycetes; Glomerellales; Glomerellaceae. The transcript has 2 exons. Gene Ontology annotation, biological process: carbohydrate transport; transmembrane transport. The record is from RefSeq and is a predicted model, not a curated record. Gene Ontology annotation, cellular component: membrane. Gene Ontology annotation, molecular function: carbohydrate:proton symporter activity. Bases 1 to 1341 code for a protein of 446 amino acids.